This is a messenger RNA of Aphanomyces astaci, 1665 nucleotides long. RefSeq lists its product as hypothetical. Lineage: Eukaryota; Oomycota; Saprolegniomycetes; Saprolegniales; Verrucalvaceae. Gene Ontology annotation, molecular function: signaling receptor binding. The transcript is spliced from 9 exons. The record is from RefSeq and is a predicted model, not a curated record. Gene Ontology annotation, biological process: protein import into peroxisome matrix, docking. Bases 113 to 1474 code for a protein of 453 amino acids. Gene Ontology annotation, cellular component: peroxisomal importomer complex; peroxisomal membrane.
UAGGAACAUACGAGCAUAUGUACUCAUACACGCCGCCAAAACCCGCUUGCAUGAUGCUGCUCGUAGAGAGCGACAUAAUUGUGUUUACUUAUCCGCAACAAAGUGGAAGGCGAUGGCCGAGGAAACUGAAGGCACGACACCGUCGUCCUUGGACGUGGAGAAGAUCAACAGCGGCGUCCGCUUCUUGGGGCAUCCAGAUGUGCAGGCGACGCCCUUGUCGGAGCGCCUUGCUUUCUUGGAGAAGAAAGGCUUGAGUAGGGCGGAGAUCAAUGCCGCCAUAGAGAAGCACCAGCAAGCGAUGCCUUUGGCGGUCGCUGAACCAGCCCAAUCGCUGACAUCGCUCGCGUGGUCGAUCUUGUUUCCAGCAAUCAGUGCUGCCACGUUAAUGGGGGUUCUUUGGCGAUUCUUGCGAAACGACGACGACACUGCGACAGGUUCUGGAAGCAGCAGGGACUUGGACCAUCAAGGGGUACCUGCCAAGUCGCCGCUGCAGGUCGCCCUGGACACCCAAACUGAAGAACUUCGCAAAGUUGUCCAUCUCCUGCAAGAAGAAACCAAGUCUCGGCGCAUGCAGUCCGUCGAGCAACUCGAGCACGCUCGUGAGAUUGCCAGGCUUCACGCGGAAAUCGCAGCGCUAAAGUUAAAGUUGGCAACCGGCGAUGACGACUCCAUCAACCCGAAAGCUCCAGAGACGUCCACAGGUCAUCCAGCCCCCCCCGACGGCAAACUCGCUGAAGUUGCUCAUGGGAAGAGCACUGAAGAAGCCUUUCAAGCCCAAGUGCAUACGUUCUUAGAAGCGCUUCGUCUGGUGGAGGCAGAUAACUCGACCGAGGUGAUUCAACAUGCUGCCGCGGUGCUGGUCAUGUACACAAAGAACCUGGUGGAGCACCCCGGCGUACCGCGCUACCGACGCAUUGCGAUUGGAAAUGCCAACUUUAAGCUCAAAAUCGAACCUCUUGUGCACUACGACGCGCUGCUCUCGAGCAUUGGCUUUGACAAAGCGGGCACCAACUACUUGGAGUGGAAGUGGCACGCCGCCCCUGUAUACAACACGCACGUGGCCAUCUUGAAGGCGGCAAUUCACGCAUUUGAACAUGCCGCGACGUCGUGUUCGCUGGUGGACAGUGCGCGGCGCCAUCUGCAGUCGUCCAGGGAAGCCCCGCCGACCGCAUCAUCCGACCAAGAGGUGCAGACGGUGGUACCCGCCGAGCACAACAAUCUCGCGUCGUUCUUGGACAAGUUGAAGCCCAAAGUCGACGUUGAACCCACGACUGAGGGAGAAGCCACAACAGCACCGACAUUCCCGCCGACAUUCAGUGAAGUUGCCAAGAUGGUCCAAAACGGAGACACGGUUCCAGGCAUCCGCGAGAUCGAAGACAAACUGUCGAGUGACACGGACAAGAUCUUGAGCGCUGCCACGGCGGCGGCGUCACAGCAAGCAGUGGUCGCCAAGCCUUGGAACAGCCCGUCGUAGCAGUAGUAGUACUAGUAGUAAUACUAGAUGCGGUCGUAAAUGGUAAUGAGGAUGGCACGGCAGACGCUCAAAAACAACUCCCAGCUCGCGAGCAACAGCUGUCGCGUGUCGUCAGCGUUUAAAUACCACACGUCCACUGCCCCCAGCGAACUAUAUGGCAAAACAUAAAUAUGUAUAUAUUCAUAGAAUCU